UGACGGAUAUCAGAUGCUUUGGACAGUACUCCUUCCUUUCACGCUUACCCUGGCCAAUGACGCGUGGUGUUCGCCGACUGGGCCGCAUUUCAAACAUCAAUCCCGAAAGGCCGUUACUGUCGGAGAGGCUCGUUACUAUGACUUGGCCACCGGUGCGCAAACCGCUUGUGGUGGGCAUCAUGCGAGUUCAGAAAUGGUUUGUGCUGCUAGUGCAUCAGUCUUCGACCAGGGAAAGAAAUGUGGCAAGUCUCUUAGAAUUUAUCACGGCUCUGUGCAUGUUGACUGUCUAUUGGAUGAUGAAUGUCCGUCGUGUAAGAACGACUCCCUUGAUCUAUCACCCGCCGUUUUCAAGGCAAUAGGGCCAUUAUCUCAGGGUGUAUUGAAUGUUCAGUGGCAUUUUGUCUGA
Molecule: messenger RNA, 406 nt
Organism: Puccinia graminis f. sp. tritici CRL 75-36-700-3
Lineage: Eukaryota; Fungi; Basidiomycota; Pucciniomycetes; Pucciniales; Pucciniaceae
Exons: 4
Source: RefSeq, a predicted model, not a curated record